AUGCUUGAAACUGAUGCAGAAAAUAAGCGCCCCGAAUUUCUAGAGAAAUCCAAACAAGCAAUGGCAGAAAUUCAGGCAAUAAUGGGUGACCGUUCCAUUACGAGUCCAAGGAUGAUCGAUGAGUGGCUGCGGCACUUUCGAGUACAUCGACAGUUCCCAAAUCCAUUGAUGAAAGAAAGGUUUGGCAUCUCGCUGUUUGUGAACCACCCAUCAGCUGCUACUGCCAUGCAAGAGUAUGGGAACAACAACAUCCAAAAGCUCUCACUUGACUUCAUGGGAGACUUUGUUCGUGAUACUCUUAUUCCACAGCUGGCUGCGGAGCAAAAGGUUACGAAAGAGGCAUUUCUAAAAGCAAACGGGCUUAAAAACGUUUGCUUCAACACCAUCCAUCGUUGGCUUCGCUUCCUUGGCUUCAAGCGCAGCGUGUACAAGAAAGGCUUCUACGUUGAUGUGCACGAAAGACCGGACAUUGUAGAGUCACACAUCAACUAUUGCCUCGAGCUAAUGAAACUGGAAGUCCAUUGUGCUGUUUGGGUGCAGUUGACGGCCGAAAGAGUCGUGGAAUUGAAGGAGGCGAACAGAGUCAACCCCGACAAUGAAGGCAUUGCUGUUACGAGUACUGAAGGAAUCUCGCUCCUGGAAUUUCAUGUGGAUGAUGUUUUGGAUUCCGACACCCUACCGGAAGUUGCGGAAAGUGACGACGGUAGCAAAUUUGGUGGCAACCACAGCCUCAGGCCGUCUCCUGGUGAUGAUCGAUACAUGAUUUGGGGCCAAGAUGAGGUUGUUUCCAAUGAAAAGGCGAUGAAUUCCAUGGCAUGGUAUGGGACUCACGGCCAGCAAGCGCUUCGCCCCAAAGAUUUGGGUGCUUCGAUCAUGAUAUCUGGCAUCGUAAGCAGAGAGGCCAGUUGGUUGCCAAAGCCAACAUGUGAGCAGCUACUGCGUAUUAACAGAAACAGAGAAGGCAAGACGUAUGUUGCUACGGAAGCUGCUGUUGCUGUACUGGGCAGUGCAAACAAGCCUCCUUUGACUGAGGAUGACAUACAGUUCCGUGCUUUCCGUUGGCACAUCCAGCCAGGCCAGAAUAAUGACCGAUACUGGACCAACAAUCAUACCCUCGUCCAGUUUGAGAAUGUUGCCGACAUUGUCAAUGUGAUGUUUCCAAACCACAAGCACAUCAUCUGCUAUGAUCAUAGCCAAGGCCACUGUGCCAAGCGAAAGGAUGGUUUGGAUGCCACCAGGCUCAACUUGUAUCCCGGAGGCCGGCAACCGUUGAUGCAUGACACCACGUUAUCAGCGGGGUGUCGCGGAAACUACAACAACAACGGACUGAGACUGGCAGAGGAUUGCUCCCACCUAUCCUUGGCAUCGUUACGAGAUGUGGCAAAGAAGAACAAGCUACUACCAAUGGUUGUGGAAGAAGUCAAGAAGCAGAAAGGAUGGGUAAACACUCCAAAAGGAGCACUGCAAUUGUGCAUUGAGCGUGGUUUGAUUGAUUUGAGGAACGUGACGAAAAAGAAAAAAAGCUACUACACGAUGGACGGCCAAAAGGAUCCCAGGAAUCCGGGCAACAUAAUCGAAGGGACGAGUCUUCGACUGCUGCUCGAGCAGUGUGACGACUUUCGGAAAGAGGUCUCGAUGCUAGAAUGGGUUGCGAACCAAUACGACUGGAGAGUGUUGUUCUCACCGAAGUGUCAUCCUGAAAUUACUGGUGUUGGCAUAGAGUAUGAUUGGUCGGUGGCGAAGAAUAAGCUGCGCAUUCCACUGGCCGAUCGAAAAGGAAAGGACAAGUUCGUUGACAAGGUGCUAAACGUUUGCUUCGACAACCAAGCUACUUUGACGAAGCGAGUGGUCCGUGGUUGUGCUCGCAAAGCAAGACAGUUCGUCAUUGCUUAUCUCCUGCUUCAUGCAAUCGAAGCGGCCAAAAUGGAAGACGAUGACAACGGUGGCAACCAAGCUUUGACUGGAGAAGUUUCGGUGGAAACUGUGCGGUCGAAGAAAACCGAGCUAAAAUUCGCAACGAUCUUGGCCGCUAAAAAGAUGUACAAGCGACACCGAGGCAUUGCAAUCUUCAACCGCGAUGCUGACAAAAUAUCUUUCAGUAGCAGCGAGAGCAUUGCGGAGUUUAUGAGAAAAGACAACAAGAAAUAG
Messenger RNA from Seminavis robusta, 2148 nucleotides. Lineage: Eukaryota; Bacillariophyta; Bacillariophyceae; Naviculales; Naviculaceae. The record is from the annotation of a GenBank genome assembly.